UGAGUCCGGCUGACCCAGGGUUUCCUGGCUCCCGGGCCAAUCUUUUCCCUGUCCAGCCUGCCUGGCCCGAGUCACAGUUCGUCUAAUCCCAUCACCCACGGGCGCACGGUACCCAGAGGUGUGCCAAGUGGUUCUGGAGCUGCGCCUCAGUCGAUUAUCCAUAAAAUGGGGAUUAUGCUGAUUCCUGUUCGAAUUGAAGCUACAAGAUGGCUGACCGGGAGCCUGGGGGCAUUAGCCCCCUCCAGCAAAUGGUGGCCUCAGGCACUGGCGCUGUAGUCACCUCCCUCUUCAUGACACCCCUGGACGUGGUGAAAGUGCGCCUGCAGUCUCAGCGCCCCUGGGCAGCCAGCGAGCUGAUGCCUCCCUCCAGACUCUGGAGUCUCCCCUACACCAAAUUGCCCUCCUCUCUCCAACCCACAGGGAAGUGCCUCCUCUACUGCAAUGGUGUCCUGGAGCCCCUCUACCUGUGCCCGAACAGCGCCCGCUGCGCCACCUGGUUCCAGGACCCCACCCGCUUCACCGGCACAGUGGACGCCUUCGUGAAGAUUGUGAGACACGAGGGCACCAGGACCCUGUGGAGCGGCCUCCCAGCCACCUUGGUUAUGACUGUGCCGGCCACUGCCAUCUACUUCACCGCGUAUGACCAGCUCAAGACCUUCCUUUGUGGUCGGGCCCUGACUUCUGACCUCUACGCACCCAUGGUGGCUGGCGCACUAGCCCGCUUGGGCACCGUGACUGUGAUCAGCCCCUUGGAGCUGGUGCGGACAAAGCUGCAGGCUCAGCAUGUGUCCUACCGGGAGCUGGGAUCCUGUGUCCGAGCUGCCAUGGCUCAGGGCGGCUGGCGCUCACUGUGGCUGGGCUGGGGCCCCACUGCCCUUCGGGAUGUGCCCUUUUCAGCUGUGACGAGUGUACCUGUAUGUCCCCAAGCCCUGUACUGGUUCAACUACGAGCUGGCAAAGAGCUGGCUGAGCGGGCUCAGGCCAAAAGACCAGACAUCCGUGGGCAUCAGCUUUGCUGCUGGAGGCAUCUCCGGGACGGUGGCGGCCGUCCUGACUCUGCCCUUCGACGUGGUGAAGACUCAGCGCCAGGUUGCGCUGGGAGCUCUGGAGGCUGUGAGAGUGACCCCCCCACGCGCUGACUCCACGUGGCUGUUGCUGCGGCGGAUCCGGGCUGAGUCGGGCACCAGGGGGCUCUUCGCAGGCUUUCUCCCAAGGAUCAUCAAGGCCGCCCCUUCCUGUGCUAUCAUGAUCAGCACUUAUGAGUUCGGCAAAAGCUUCUUCCAGAGGCUCAACAGAGAACAGCCUCUGGGCUCUUAAAAGGAGCCAGGGGACCAGAACCCCAUCUUUUCCCUGGAUGGGGUUGGGGGUGGUGCGGAAGGAGACUGAGCCAAGUGCCUUGUCCUCAGCACUGAGGGGAGGGGCCUCAUUUCCCUUCUCCCUCAACUAUGAGCCCCAGGGGUAUGGGGCUGCCCCUUGAGGCCUGCCCAGCCCCCCCGAAACAGCUUUCUUCCUACUGUUUCUCAUUCCCAGGCCCAACAAUAAUCACUUUUCCACCACCACUCCCCGCCCCAAGUUGAAGACCAAAUCUACUAACUCUUCCCUCCCUUUUUGCCAUUUCCCUGGGUGUUUGCUAUGGCUGGGUCUGCUCCCAGGCGCCACAAAACCCUAGGCCUGGUGUAGUCUGCACCCAUCCCUGUUAAUCCCUUGACUCUAAAGAUGAUGAACCUCUCUCCAGU
Molecule: messenger RNA, 1735 nt
Organism: Zalophus californianus (California sea lion)
Lineage: Eukaryota; Metazoa; Chordata; Mammalia; Carnivora; Otariidae
Gene: SLC25A39
Product: solute carrier family 25 member 39
Exons: 12
Coding region: 207-1316 (369 amino acids)
Biological process (GO): mitochondrial transmembrane transport
Source: RefSeq, a predicted model, not a curated record